Messenger RNA from Phoenix dactylifera (date palm), 2005 nucleotides. The record is from RefSeq and is a predicted model, not a curated record. NCBI's taxonomy places the organism in Eukaryota, Viridiplantae, Streptophyta, Magnoliopsida, Arecales, Arecaceae.
UCUAUUCUUUUCUUUUCCCCAAUUCUCCCUUCCCCCUCCUCGCCUUCGUGCGCUCGGGUCGCCUCCCCUCCCUCGCUCUUCAAAUUGGGUUCCUUUUCUUCCUUGCCGGCUUUUUUUUUUUUGAACUUUUUAAUUAUACAUAUAUCCCCUCAAACCAUGGCUGCGUGAAACUUUUCCCACCAACUCCCAAUCCCUUCCCGCUCUCGGUCAUGGUCCCCAGGCAACAACCGUAAAUAAGGCUACGUACACGGGGAAAGCAAAAAUAUUUAUGUUGGUUACAAAGAAUAAAGAAAUGGAAGACGACCCGCAGAGAGCGUCGUCGGGCUGCGGCCUCCUGGUGCUUUACAACAACGUCUUCCGGCGGCGCAAUGCUUCGUCGUCCCCCCAGCACCAGCAGCCCCCCUCGGCGGACUCUCCCAAGCUCGCGCACUCCAAUUCCAAAAGCCAGCAUCCGGCGCCCGAUAGCAAGCCCCCCGAUCUGCCAGUCGCCAUGUCCAAAGCCAAGGCCGCCGCCGCCGCCGCCGCCGCGCCACCCCGCUCGACCAAGGCGCUUGCAGGCCCUGCAAGAAUGCAGAGCCUCGGCCUGUCGGGCGAGCUCGACAGCAUGAUCCACGACCACCAGCGUAGCAAGGGGAGCAGCACUCUGGUCCGCGCGUCCUCGGGAAAUGUGAUGCUCUACGGGAACCUUGGAAACAUCCGCGCGCCCGGCGCCGUCACCCCGAACCGCAACGUGCUCGAUUACCUGCCCAGGACUGCCGGGGAGACGGCUGUCAAAGGCGAUGGGGGCAAGCCAGGCCAGUGGCCCAGCCGUUUUGCAGGGACCGCCAUCGAACCGGCGGCGGCAGCGGCAGCAGCAGCAGCAGCCCCAGCGCCUGAGGUGCUGUGCCGAGCUCUGUCGAGGAGAUUGGAUCCGGAGGAGCUCAAGGAGAUGGGCAAUGAAGAGUACAAGAAAGGGAGAUACGCCGAGGCGGUGGCGCUGUAUGAUCGGGCGAUACUGAUCGAUCCAGACAAAGCGUCCUACUGGAGCAACAAAGCUGCCGCCCUCAUGGGCAUGGGCCAGCUGCUUGAGGCGGUCGGCGAGUGCAAGGAAGCGGUCAGGAUAGAUCCUUCUUAUGCCAGGGCACAUCACCGACUUGGUACUCUUUAUCUCAGAUUGGGAGUAGCUGAGAAAGCGAUUCAUCACUACAAGCUAGCACGAAAAGAAGCCAGCUCAAAUGACAUUGCACGAGUACAGGCUCUCCAAACCCAUCUCUCCAAGUGCCAUGAAGCACGCAAGCUGAGGGACUGGCAGACUCUGCUAAAAGAAACACAAUCUGCUGUCUCUGCUGGUGCUGAUUCUGCUCCGCAGGUUAUGGCUUCCAAAGCAGAGGCCCUCCUAGCGCUCCAAAGGCAAGAUGAGGCGAUCACAACGUUAAUAGAUGCACCCAAAUUUGACUGUGAUGCCUCCACAAAGUUUUUCGGCGCUUCUAGUAAUGCGUAUGUGCUUGCAGUCCAAGCACAGGUCGACAUGGCAGCUGGAAGGUUUGAGGAUACAGUUGCGGUGUCUCAAAGAGCUGCUCGACUUGACACAAAAAGCAGGGAGAUAAGUGCUGUGGCACAGAAAGCUCGAGCUGUGGCGUCAGCUCGAUCGAGAGGUAAUGAUCUCUUCAAGGCAUCCAAGUUUAAGGAGGCUUGCAUGGCAUAUGGUGAAGGCUUUCACCAUGACCCCUACAAUGCCAUUCUAUUUUGCAAUCGAGCCGCAUGCCGAUCAAAGCUUGGCCAAUGGGAGAUGGCUAUUGAAGAUUGUAAUGCUGCUUUGAACAUGCGCCCUUCCUACAACAAAGCUCGUCUAAGGAGAGCUGACUGCAAUGCAAAGUUGGAGCACUGGGAAGCAUCCAUACAAGAUUAUGAAGCAUUACUUCAUGAAAUGCCGGGAGAUGAGGAGGUCAGCAAGGCCCUGGUGGAGGCUCAGCUCCAACUUAGGAAGCAGCGAGGUGAUGACAUCAAACUCAAAACAUGGAGAUAA